AAAGUACCCACCACCACACACCACCACCUUCAUUUUCUUUUCUUUUUCUCUCUGCAUGAUGUCCCACUCCUACCAGCACUCACAACCACAACAGAGACGGUUAUUAUCAAUAUCAUCCCAGUGCCUGAACCAACUUCAUGAAAAACCUGAAAGUGAAAGCUCCUUCUCAUCCUCAACACUUCUCCACAAAGCCCCUUCUUCUUCCUCCUCUUCCUGUCUCAUUCACUCUCAAACGUCAACGCCAACAACAUCAACAACACGACGUCGCAGCAGCCUCUGUUUCUUUGGCCCCAAGCUUGUCUCAUCAUCACCCUUCCAUGAUGAAAAACCUUACAACCCCCCAACUCCGUGUUGUUUUAAUGUCUCUUCCAGGCGUUGGGGUACCUUCAAGCUUGGGUGCAGUGAAGUUUCUUCCAUGGACAGCCAUGUAGAUCAAUCCUCUUCACUUAAUUCUAACUCUGUAGAUCUUCUUAGAAAAAAGAAAAUUACUGGGAGACAAAAGAAAGAGGAUCUUGAAAGAGAGGUCUCUAUGCUUCAAAGGUUGUUGGAGCAAGAAGAAAAGGUCCAUGGGGUUCUGGAAAUGGUGCAUAAUAGAUCAAAUGGUUCAGUGAUAUCAAUUCCUAAUUUUCUUCCUCCCAAGAUGAGAGAACUCUUAGCCGAGCUAGUCAUGGUUGAGGGUGAGAUUGCGCGACUUGAGGGCCAAAUAAGCCAACUUCAAGCUGGUUUGAAACAUGAACAAGAAGUCACCAAGGAAUCAAAGUCAAAAACAUGGAAUUCUGUGAAUUUGAGCAAUGCUAGCAAUCACUUAUCAACUGCAACAAUGUCAAUCACAAAUCCUGGUCCUAUUCACAGAGGUGUUCAUGAAAGGAUGGCAUUUGAAACCAAGGCACUGCAUUUCAUAAGCAAGGCUAUAAAAGGAGAUUAUAAUCUCAAUGACUUCAGUCUUAAUGAGAAAACAGGACUUUUCAAGAAUUCUGUAGAACAUAAAGAAAAAAAUUUCCAAGAAGAUGUGAAAUUGCAUGAAAGAGUUCCAAGAAAAAAUGGGAUAGUAAAGCCUCCCUCACCUAUGCGAGACCCCCGCCAUCCAUCCCCUAAGGUGAGGGAACGUAAUCCAGAGAUGUACUUAGAUCUUCCCACUAGGUCACUACUUGAUCCACUUCUGUCAGAAGAAACUGACCUAAAGUGGCAACCCAACAAACUAUCUGAGAGUAUCAUGAAGUGUUUGAAUUUCAUAUAUGUGAGGCUAUUGAGAACAUCAAGAGCAAUGGAAUUGGAAAAAUCAGGGCCAGUUUCCAGGUCUGUGCAUUCUUCUUUAAGCUCAAGAAGCUUCAGGGUGGAUACUGGAUCGACCCCAAAGUCAAGCCUCAUGUUGCAGAGGGAAUCAUCAAGGCAGCAAGAUCCAUAUGGUAUCUUCGAUACAGAAGAGUCCAUUCCAAGAGACAUUGGUCCUUACAAGAACUUGGUUAUAUUCACUUCCAGCUCUAUGGAUCCAAAGUUCAUCUCAAGUCCUUCUUCUAUUCCAUUACUAAGAAAAUUAAGGAUCUUGAUGAGCAAUCUUCAGACAGUUGAUUUGAAAGGCCUUACAAACCAACAAAAAUUAGCGUUCUGGAUCAACGUGUACAAUGCUUGUCUCAUGCAUGGAUUCAUCCAAUUUGGAGUGCCAUCUACCCCAGAAAAGCAACUUGAAUUGAUGAACAAGGCAACCCUCAAUGUGGGAGGCAACAUAAUAAAUGCUCAAGCAAUAGAGCAUUUCAUUUUAAGGAAAAGAGAUACUUCUAUUAUGAAAGAGGUACAGAGGAAGAGUCAGUGGGAGGAGAAAGAAUCAGUCGUUCGUGAACUUUAUGGACUUGAAUUUAUUGAUUCUAAUGUCACAUUUGCUCUAUGUAGUGGAACUCGUUCUUCUCCAACUGUGAGGAUAUACACAGGAGAUGGUGUUACUGCUGAAUUGGAGAAAUCAAAGCUAGACUAUCUUCAGGCUUCAAUUCUGGCCACUAGCACAAAAAGGAUAGCAUUUCCAGAGCUACUCCUGAGAAACAUGCUUGAUUUUGCAAAGGACACUGACUCACUGGUGGAGUGGGUGUGCAACCAGUUACCUACAUCAUGGACUCUAAGGAAAUCAAUGGUGGAUUGCUUUAGAAGCCAUAGUAAUGUCAAGGCUUCUACCAUUGUAGAAAAGAUACCCUAUGACUAUGAAUUCCAGUAUUUGUUGACAAUAUAAUAAAGAUACAUCUCCAUGUAUUUAAUCCCCUAUAAAACUCCGAGUAUACAAAAUAUUCAAGGAAUUUAGUUUUGGACCA
Messenger RNA from Lotus japonicus, 2297 nucleotides. RefSeq lists its product as uncharacterized. NCBI's taxonomy places the organism in Eukaryota, Viridiplantae, Streptophyta, Magnoliopsida, Fabales, Fabaceae. The record is from RefSeq and is a predicted model, not a curated record. Bases 56 to 2218 code for a protein of 720 amino acids. The transcript is spliced from 10 exons.